Messenger RNA from Rosa chinensis, 1977 nucleotides. RefSeq names its product glutamate receptor 2.1-like. The record is from RefSeq and is a predicted model, not a curated record. The transcript has 3 exons. Bases 724 to 1308 code for a protein of 194 amino acids. Lineage: Eukaryota; Viridiplantae; Streptophyta; Magnoliopsida; Rosales; Rosaceae.
GACAGCAUCGAACUAAUCACAGGUUUGUUUGUUCUUACCUAAUAUGGAAUAUAAAAGAAUAAGGAUCGUUUAGCAUAUAAGGACUUCUGAAUUCUUAAAUGGAAAGUAGAAUUGAAUAUAGGGUCAGACAAAACAGCUUCAAAGAUUGAAAUAUGAUCCAAAAAAACCACCCUUCUAACCUUAGUAAGCUUGCUUUUUGUAUCGUUGUCUUGUUUUUCUUCUUCAUGGAUUUGCUUGGCCAUGCCACAUAACAAAACCAUCCCAUGCCAGUGAAUGUAGGAGUGAUUCUUGAUGACCUUCAUUCUCAAACUGAGAAUAUUUGGUUGUGCUGCAUCGAAAUGGCCCUCAAGGACUUUUAUGCUUCUCAUGCUCACUACAGAACGGGGCUGGUUUUGAACAUUAGGGACUGCAAAAAGGAGAUCGUUGGUGCAGCUGCUGCAGCUCUAGAUCUGAUUAAGAAUGAACAAGUGCAAGCCAUCAUGGGGCCAGUGACAUCAAUGGAGACGAGCUUUGUCAUUAAUCUUGGAAAGCAAGCUUUUGUCCCCAUUAUCUCAUUUUCUGCCACAAGCUCUUCUCGUACUUCCGUCCGCAGCCCUUACUUUUUCCAAUUUGCACAGAAUGACUCAUCCCAAUUAAGUGAAAGCCAUUAGUUCCAUGGUAAAAGCUUUUGGGUGGAGACAAGUUGUGCCCAUCUACAUCGACAGUGAGUAGGGAGAGGGAUUCAUGCCAUAUUUAACUGAUGCCUUACAAGAGGCUGAGGCCUAUAUUCCCUACCGGAGUGUCAUUUCCCCAUAUGCCACUGAUGACCAAAUUCAAAGCGAGCUUUACAAGUUAAUGACAAUGCAAAACAGUCUUCGUUCUCCACGACACCCCAUCUUAGCUCCAGGUGUGGAAACUUAUGUCCCGUUGACAAAAGAGCUUCAAGAGUUCUUACCACGGUGGAAGAGGCAGUCCCAUGAAGACGCUGCAACCGCCAUCUUUGCUGCUAACUUGGAUGCUUUUGGACUUUGGGCUCAUGAUGCUGCUAUUGUACUAGCCAUAGCUGUUGAAGGAGUAAUUGGGAGUACAAGUAGUUAUGGCCUCCAAAAGUCAGAUGCUGUUAUCAACUCAACAGAUCUUUCUAAUCUUCCUGUCUCUCAAUAUGGUUCAAAACUGCUCAAAGCCUUGUCUAGUGUUAGAUUUCAAGGCAUAGCUGGAAAUUUCAGCCUUGUUGAUGGGGAACUUCAAUCAUCGACUUUCCAGAUUGAUAAUGUCAUUGGUGGUAGACCAAGGGCAAUUGGAUACUGGAACCACAAAAUGGACAAGUGAAAGAGUUGGGUUCGAUCUUCAACAAACUCGGGCAAAAUUUUAAACUCCAACUGCAAUCUUCUAUCAAUUAUAUGGCCAGGAGACUCUCUCUGUUCCCAAGGGAUGGGAGAUCCCAGCAAACGGUACAAAAAUGAAAAUAGCAGUUCCUGUCAAAGUUGGUUUUACUGAGUUUGUUAAGAUCACGAAAGAUCCAAGCACUAAAAGAACAGUUGCCACUGGUUUCAGUAUUGAUGUCUGUGAGGCUGCAUUGGAAAUGUUACCAUAUGCUCUUCCUUAUGAGUUCAUUCCUUUUGCUAAGUCUGAUGGCUCUAGUGCUGGCACGAAUAAUGAUUUAUGCUAUCAACUCUAUCGUGGGGUACAAAAGUUCUUUAUGCUACAGCUUCAACAGAAUUUAGUAACUCAUAUUUACGAUAUUCUUAAUUUGAUAUAAAUUGUUGACUUAUUCCGUGACAAAUAUAAGACGGCAUCCAUGCAUGUUUAAUUUCUUUGCUGAUCAGGUACUGAAAACAAAUAACCUAACAAUUACAGCAAAUAGGUCCUUGUAUGUCGAGUUUACAAUGCCCUACACAGAAGCCCGUAUAUAUAGUCAUGGUAAUGCCGGUUGUCAAAGACACCAAAAAAAAAAGCCCAUGGGAUUUCUCCAAGCCUUGGAGAUGGGACCUUUGGCUU